Pygocentrus nattereri (red-bellied piranha) is the source of this 1197-nucleotide messenger RNA. RefSeq names its product interleukin 17d (gene il17d). Gene Ontology annotation, molecular function: cytokine activity. The coding region runs from base 289 to 909 and encodes 206 amino acids. The transcript is spliced from 2 exons. Lineage: Eukaryota; Metazoa; Chordata; Actinopteri; Characiformes; Serrasalmidae. The record is from RefSeq and is a predicted model, not a curated record. Gene Ontology annotation, cellular component: extracellular region. Gene Ontology annotation, biological process: inflammatory response.
CCUUAAAUACUUGGCCUGAUCAUCGCAGAUGACGCCACCCACACAAACUCACAGGAGUGUGGGGAAUUUUCCCACAGCCAUACGAGCACAGGCUUUGGAAGAGUACAGUCCAUAGAGCCUUAAUUCGGUGAUUAACAUAGUAUCUAAUGCAGGCUACCGACUCACGGGCAGACGAACGAAGUAAAAGCUUUCUGCAACAUCUAGAGGAGAAGAGCUUGCGUGAGUUGCGUUAACUACUACUUACAGCAGCCCAGCCUCGAUUCCUGCUAGUCGUUUGUGAGCGUCCUCAUGUGGGACUCCUUGAAUAUGCGCGCUGGCCGCUUCGCCUCGCUGUCGCUGUUGCUGCUGGUGUUGGUGUGCAGCGCGGAGGGACUGAAGGGGCUGAAGGGGCUGAAGGUGAGGAGGAGAGCAUGGAGGACGCGUCCGUGCGCUGACCUGCCCGAGGAGCUUCUGGAGCAGAUGUUUGGGCGCAUGUCGGUGGGGGUCCUGAGCGCUUUCAGUCACACACUGCAGCUCGUCCCGGGUCCUCAGAACCUGAGCUGCCCCUCAGCGGCACGCCGGAGUCCUAACGGAGCCUCGCGCACCCCGGUCAAUCUCCUCAGCCUUUCACCGUGGGCGUACAGGAUCAACCAUGACCCAGCGAGGUAUCCCCGGUUUCUCCCAGAGGCCUACUGCCUGUGUAAGGGUUGCUUGACUGGUCCGAAGGGUGAAGAGAGUGAGCAGUUCCACAGCGUGCCAGUCUACGUUCCCACAGCAGUGCUGAGGCGAACAGGCUCCUGUUUGGGGGGACGACACUCCUACAUCGAGAGCUAUGUGUCUGUGCCAGUGGGCUGCACCUGUGUGCCAGCACUGCAAGAUACACACAGCCUCAGCAGUAAACAGAGCAAGGCCAAAAAACGGACAAAGUGAAAUGACUAAACCAAUAAAGCCUGUGGUGCUUCUAGGCCAAACAUCUGAAGUAAUAUUUUGCAACUCCUAUCCUGGAAGCCCUUAGUGUUUUUCCAACUCCAGACGCCCAGGAUUUAGUCCAAGAACUAGAUCAUUAAGUGAAUGAUGUGGCUUUAAACUGUGCAGAGCAUGUUGUCUACUGGGGGAUACUUUGUUCAAUUGCAGUCUAUCUCAACAUUCCUAGUAUUGUGCUGCUGAAGAAUGUAUACAGUGUUUUGUCCUUCAGGAUAAAGGUAGGCUUAUCAUGCA